Messenger RNA from Dermacentor albipictus, 5614 nucleotides. RefSeq names its product late secretory pathway protein AVL9 homolog. NCBI's taxonomy places the organism in Eukaryota, Metazoa, Arthropoda, Arachnida, Ixodida, Ixodidae. The record is from RefSeq and is a predicted model, not a curated record. Gene Ontology annotation, cellular component: cytoplasm.
UCCGGAGGCGCCUCUGAUCCUGUCGUAUGGUUUUCUACGCGACUGCGGAAAGUCCAUUUACCAUAGCCUCUGCCGUUUCCCUCCUGAAACAUUUGUGCAUGCUGUGUGAUGGCUGCAACGUGAGCAUGGUAACUUUUAUUGUGUGCCCGUCAGCGACACAUGUAUGUCCCGCUGGUAUGUGUUGAGGCCUCGAUGCACCACCUUGGCUCAUCGACUCAUCGUAGGAGUGCCGAGUCGCCGCCGACUGUUGCUUGUGCUUGCGUGCCGCUGACGACGGUCGUCGUGCAUUUUCCUGCGAAUUGCUACAUCUGUGAUCUUCACAUUGUCUGCAACCAUUUUGCCCACUGCAAAUGGAGGGCUCGGAGGGCAGCGACAAAUUCGUGUCCUUGAUUGUGGUAUAACCUGCGUGCCUUGCAGCGGAUCGAUUAAUCGAGCGCGAUUAUGGAGAAACCACCUGUUAACGAGGCACCUAUUCUCCAUGUCGUCGUAGUUGGGUUUCACCACAUCAAGGGGUACCAGCUGGAAUAUGCGUAUCCUCCAAUACUUGGAAAAGAGGAAACAGAGGCUCAGGAGAACCAGGAUCUCCCCGAGCCGUGGAAGCACCUUCCAUCCCUUGCAUUGCCUGAUGGUGCCCAUAAUUAUGAAGAAGACACUGUAUAUUUUCACUUGCCAGCAUUGGACAACCCAAAGCGAACUGUUUUUGGAAUAUCAUGCUAUCGACAGAUCAAUGCAGAGAUGUUACUGCGGCGAGGUUCAGACGUGACACGCAGCUCUGUGCAGAAGAGUGUAUGUGUGCUGAGCCGAUUGCCACUGUACGGAGUUAUACAAGCCAAGUUGCAGCUGGUAACUCAUGCUUACUUUGAAGAGCGAGACUUUAGCCAGGUGGCGCUCCUCAAGGAAACGUACCAAAACUUGAAUGCCCUGCUCUCGUCCGACAUGAUGCAUGGGGGACAGCCCUACCUGGGACUGUCCUCACGUGACCUGAUUUUGCAUUUCAAGCACAAGGCUGUUCUGCUCUUCAAGCUGCUCCUUUUGGAACGUAAGGUGCUUUUUUACAAGACGCCUGUCAAAGAUCUCUGCUCCACUAUUCUCACUCUCUGUUCUCUGUUUCCUGGCAUGCUGGAGCAAGGUCUGGAGGAAUGUGCCUGCACAGCCGGCCUGCGGCAACUGAGCUCUGAGCUGCAUCCCGAAGAACAUGAUUUCCUUGAAGUCCACUUGAGUCACUCACCUAGUGAGCUGAAGCAGAGCCUGGACACGCUUGCCUCGGAGAAGAACAGGGAAAAAGAUUCCAGCUCAGAAGGUCCAGUGAGAGAAGAGCAAGUGCACUCACCCGAAGACUUGAGUCUGCUGUCCAAGACAAUUCGAAACUCAGAGUCUAAAUGCCUGGCCAAGCGAGCUGAGUCAUUUGAAAAUGCAACAGAUGAUGUUAAGCCAUUGCCUGUCAGCCAAAAAGAUUCCGACGAGAAGAAAGAGAAGACUGAAGCACCACGGCUCUCCUUGGGUUCUGUUGGCAAGGAGUUAAUCAGCAAGAUUCUGCCAGUGAGCCUUGGAGACAUCCCAUACCUGAAUAGGGUCACCGAUGAUGCUGUGUUUGAAGAAGAGGACAAACUUGUCUCUGAAAUAGAUGAGCUCCUAGACUCAGAUCCCAAAGAAAAGACGGAAAUGAGGUCUAAGUUGGAAUUUGUAGAAAGGGAGGACUGUGACACGAUGAAAUCACUUACAACACCUGUUGCCACUAAAGAAACUGCCAGCUUUCUUGGCAAUCGAGGAUUCAAUUGGAGCAAGCUGCCAUCUGCCAUCUACAGUCUCACAUCCAGGGAAUCACCCUCUGGUGUCACAAAGGGUGGUGCGCCUGGAGCAGGCGAUGACAGCGAUUUUGCCAGUGAGUUUGAUGGGUCAACAACACCAUGUGAAGAUGGUUCAGGUUUGGUGACCCUCAACCUCGCUGGUGAAGGAGGUGAACUGGGCAGUGUCUCAGACUUGACCAGCCGGGACCUAGAUGACCUGCUGCUUCUGCAGAGCAUUCCCAAGGUCAUAGCCCUGCCAAAUCAAGACUGUGGCAUGCCACUUUGCAUCUUCUCUAAGGGUUCAUUAUGCUUGCCAUAUGUAUCUCUGCCUACCAUAGACCUACUCAGUGACAUCAGCAUACGAAGCUGUGUUGUGGGAGCAACAAAUGACCUGUUCAAGCAAAAAAAGCACCUUUUUGAUGUCAUUGUUGAGGUAGAUGAAUGUAAAAUUACAAUCUUAGACAGUGACCUUCGGCGACAGCUCUACCUCACCAUGGAAGACCUUCGUUUCGCUGACUACUUAGUCAAGAACGUCCUUGAUGACACACGGGACCUUUUCCUUGACGGCACAUGUUGGCAAGGAGGUGAGGAAUGGCUAAGGUCAGAGUUUAAGGUGUAUCUAGUAAGUCUGCUGAAGACAGCUCAGUUAGAAGAUGCCGCCAGUGGUAAGGGCCAGGAGGCAUUCAAUACUGCCUUCCUCAGUGCCUGGAAGACGACGCACAACUUCAAGAUGUGGAACAGUGUGAAACACCCUUGUCUUGUAGAUAUUCCCUCAGGUCAUUACUACAAGGGCCAGCUGACUGUUGCUGACAUGAAGUUGCGGAUUUCUCACUCCAUCCAAAGUUCGGAAAGGGGCCGCAAACUCAACCAAGCUGUGGUUUCUACAGGGAGGGCCAUGGCACAGACGACAGGCAAGGUUGUUGGUGGUGCUUUGACAUCUGCAAAAUCGGUCGUCUCAUCUCUGUGGUCCCACUUCAGCCCACCGACGCCUUCAUCGUCUACUGAAUCGGUUCCUCCGACAUUGCCCAAAGAAGAAAGUGUUGAAACAGUGUCAAGCCCCAAGGAAUGACUGAUUUGCACCUUGCACUCUUUUCUGCACUGGAGAUAUUUAUUUUAGGACAAUAGCCGAGCUUUAAUCGAAUGCAUGCCAUAGAGUUGUGGCCCUCAUAUCUACACUCGUAGCCAAGCUGCUCCCGCUUUGUUUCCCUUUUAAAAGUUUUUUUGCACCUCUGUUUAUAGGUGCGUACAUGCCUUUACCUCGACAGAGGUUAGGCGAUGAAAAAAAAGAAAGCUGUGGCAGCAUGGAAAACAUUCAUGUGUCCUAUAUUCUCGUGCUCUGCAUAUGUGAAGUGUGUGCCACAAGGUCUGAGUGUUUACAUUUUGUCAACACAAUGUUGUCUCUGUGUUGAUAGGCUGUCCUACUAACAUGCAAAAUGAUGCUCUUUGUGUUCCCUUCUUAACUGUUUUUUUUUUCUUUUCAUGUAUAUAUUUUUGCAAAGUUUGAGAGGUUGAACUCCAGCAGCUCCUACAGUCUAAAGCAGGCUGUCACUUGCUUUAGGCUUGUGUUUACAUCAAUGUGUUGUGCAUUGCUGGCACUCUUCAGCUUGUGUUGCAUAUUUUAAUGAUGCUGCAACUGACUUUUGGUACAGUAUCAUGAAGAAUUAUACAUAGCCCCAUCCAUGAGUCUUGCUAAAGUCUGCCGGAAAAAAAAGAAAAAAAAUGUCUGUGUAGCAAAUUUUGUUUUUCUGUAAUGUCUCAUUUGGUGAUUACUGUAAAGGCUUUCUAUUCGCAAACUCCACGUUUAGCAUAUUUAGUCUGAUCCGAAGAUUCGCAAAUAUUUGCGACGCAAAAUUUUUCAGAAAGGAAAUGGGCCGGGGCCCAUAUUUUGUCACAGUUAAUUUCUUUUUCUUUCCUGAUUAUGUGUCGUGAUAAUUAGUCAAUAAUGGCCGUAAUGGUGACAUGGCAGCACCCAAGCCAGUGAUGAAGAAUGUAAAAAAUGGGAAAUGAAUGUAAUGGCUACAAAAUACGGUCUUGGAUGUGUAUUGUGGUGAGAAUAUUAAUUGUUUGUGUGAAUAACUUUUUCAUAAGCUCUAGGAAAUUCACUAAAGUCAUGCAAAUUAGGUUCCUAACAAAAAUUAAGUCAUUUAUUGUACAUGGCAGAGUUAUAAAACUGCUUGGCUCUUUUUAUGUGAAACCAGAGAGAAACACUUUGUGCUAACUCACUGAGGUGCACGUGAGUAACCCUACCUAAUGCUUUUGUUUAUGUUAAGGCUUUUCUUUUUUAAUGAGUAUGGUGACAAUUUAAGACAAGUUAAAGAACUAACACUCACUUGAUGUGACAUGUGUACAUAAUUUUACUAAUUUUAAUUCCUUUGUACCUCACAAGUAUUUUAGGAAUAAUCAAUUUGCAGAAUGAAUCACAAGUAAUGCAAUCACUAAUGUGAGACUCAACAAGGAGAGCUAAUGAUGUAGAGGAUGUGACUGUUUGUUUUUAUUUGUUGUUUUCAUAGUUAAGUACUUGUGAAAAUUCUGGAAGCCACAUGACAAAUGACAAGAUUCAGGAAAAGAAGGAGUAGCGUGCCUUUAGAAAGUUGUGAAGCUUUAGAGCAACGAAAGUUCUGCAGAGGCUCCAAUACACAGUUCGCCAGCAAGUCUAAUCAUUCUAUAAGUGGCUUUGAGAAAUUUGGCAAGAACUCCACAUUUACGUUGACAGUAUGUUGAACAAAAAGCUUUAGCUUGAUGCCAACUUUAAUUUUCUUAUUCAUAUGCAUGUGAAACAGGAAUUGUGAAACGAAAUAUUCAAACUUUCUUGACUGGUAGUCUCAGAAUCUUUAUUUAGGUGCUCAGUUAUCUCAUGAAAGUGGGCUGACAAACAAAAAAAUAAAACAAAUAAAAACAUUAGGUUCCUAACUCUAAUACCCAGCAACGAAAAGAGAUGUAGCAUUUUUGUAAACGAUCAAAAUGUCUGAAAUAGGCAAAUUGGAUGUAUUACAAAUGUUUUUUACUGCACCGGUAUUUUGUGGUUGUAACAUUUAUAAAGUUAAUUAAAUUUAAAUAAUAAAUUACAUAUAAAUUGUAGUGUAAGGACAUGACUUAAUCCCCUUUGGCUCUAUCAGUAGCGCAUUAUUCUAUAUCUGUUUUUGUUGCUCAAGUAUGUUAUGUUUUUAACUAGCUUUCUCAUGUUCUUCAACAGCAGUGUGUUAGCUUUAUUAAAUAUAAAGAGACCUAAAUAAAAAUUCGGCAGGCAUCAUUCACUAGUAUUUGUCUCUUAUUUCUCUUUCUUUCAGUUUAAUUCAACAAUUUCUAUUCAUAUCAUUGAACUAUUGCUUAGCCAGUGAAAUAAUUUUUGCAAUUUGCAUGUAUUCUAACGGUGAAGGCUCAAGCUGAAGCUUUUGCAUAAGUGAAAGACUCGUUCCCCAAAUGUCUGCUGUGCAUUCCUCGGGCAACCUUUUAGCUCUCUGUAUAACGAGGUUGCCCAACAUAAAGGUCUCAAGCAGACAGUCAAGUUAUAAAAUGUGAUAAGUUUUGUCUAGUCCGAAGUGCACCAUGUGAUACAUAUGUUUGACAGAUGUAAGCACACCAGUUUGGCUAAGGUGCACCGCUUUACUUUUAUAGCUCGGUGCUUUUUGUUUUUGCUGUGUGAGUUUCCGUUCUGAACAUACUGAACUAUAUGGUGUUAGUCAGUUCUACCAGCAUUAAAUCACAACUGUUUGGUAAUAUGGCAAUUUCUCAUUACUCAGACCAUGGCCGCUGUUUCUCUUCAGUUGUUCAAGUUUUUUCUUUUUCGAACGCAGAUCAUAAUAAAGGCUAUGUUGUUGCAAGAUCAA